AUGGAAGACGUUGAGGUGGAUCUCCAGGCCAAUGUCCUUGCCAUCCCGACCUUCGAGUCGAUGGGGCUGAAGGAGGGGUUAUUGAGAGGAAUGUACAGCUUCGGUUACAAGCAGCCCACGGCCAUCCAAAAACGCUUCAUCCUGCCCUUCAUUCAGCGUCAGGACCUCGUCGCACAGGCCUGCUCCGGCUCCGGCAAGACCUCGGCCUUUUGCAUCUGCCUCCUCCAGGCCUGCGACCCACAGCAGCGUGUUACACAGGCCUUGAUCCUCUCCCCAACCCGCGAGCUCGCCGCGCAGACGCAGGACCUCUGCAAUGACAUCGGCCACCACAUGGGGAUCACCGCCUACGCCUGCGUGGGGGGGAGGAGCACGGAGGAGGAUAUGCGCCGGCUGGAGGCCGGCGUGCAGAUCGUCUCCGGCACUCCAGGACGCGUCUUCGACAUGAUCAAACGCAAGUGCCUCCGCGUGGAGGCCCUCCAGACGCUCGUCCUGGACGAAGCGGACGAGAUGCUCGGGAAGGGCUUCAAGGCUCAGAUUCACGAUAUCUACCGUAUGGUUCCCCCUCUGCAGGUCAUCCUUGUCUCCGCAACGUUGCCGGCGGAUGUGCUCGAUAUGACGGAGAAAUUUAUGACGGAUCCCGUGCGGAUUCUCGUCAAACGCGAUGAGAUCACGGUGGACAGCAUUGUACAAUAUUUCGUAACGGUUGAUGAGGAGAAGAAUAAGCUCAAUACACUUUUCGAUCUCUAUGAUUCCCUUACGGUCGCCCACGCCAUCAUAUUUUGCAAUACACGCAAAAAGGUUGAUCAGCUUGUCAAGAAGAUGACCAAAGAAAAGUUCAUCGUCAGUGCCAUCCACGGUGACAUGCCGCAGGCGGAGCGCGAUGAGAUCAUGCGCAACUUCCGUGAGGGGAAUAGCCGUGUUCUUAUCACGACGGAUCUUUGGUCGCGUGGGAUCGACGUGGAGCGGGUGACACUGGUGAUUAAUUAUGACCUUCCGCUGUCACGUGAACAGUACAUUCAUCGUAUUGGAAGAACUGGCCGCUUGGGGCGUAAGGGUCUGGCAAUUAGCUUUGUGAAGCGCGAUGAGUUGCGGCUACUGAAGGACAUUGAGCAGUUCUAUGCGACACAAAUCGAAGAGCUUCCUACGAAUUUUGGUGAACAUUUAUAA
Messenger RNA from Phytomonas sp. Hart1, 1167 nucleotides. The record is from the annotation of a GenBank genome assembly. Lineage: Eukaryota; Euglenozoa; Kinetoplastea; Trypanosomatida; Trypanosomatidae.